GGUGUUUCGUAAAACAUUGAAAUACUUUUGAAAUCAAAACACUUUUGAUCCCAUCGCACCCAUCCAGUAAGCUAUACACAGAGCAGCGCAGGCCGAGGACUUUCUCUCUCUAAAAUGGCAAAUAGAGAAGUAGAAGAAGAAGGCCUGAACAAGGAGGCAGUGGAGGAGGAAGAAGAUGACGAGCAUGGUUCCAAAGAGAGGGUUCUUCAGAAAUACUUCCUUAUGGAGUGGGAACUGGUUAAGUCUCUCCUAAACGACAUCGUUUCCCAUGGCCGCGUCUCCGAUCCCUCUUCGGUCUACAAGAUCCGCUCCAUUAUGGACAAGUAUCAGGAACAGGGUCAACUAUUAGAGCCUUAUCUGGAGAGCAUAGUUUCUCCUUUGAUGUUCAUUAUCCGUUCUAAAACAAAGGAACUAGGUGUAUCCUCUGAUGAAAUUCUUGAAGUUAUCAAACCUGUUUGCAUCAUCAUUUAUUCUCUGGUUACAGUUUGUGGGUACAAGGCUGUUAUUAAAUUUUUCCCACAUCAGGUUUCUGAUUUAGAACUGGCAGUAUCUCUGUUGGAGAAAUGCCAUAACACAAAUGCAGUGACAUCACUUCGGCACGAAAGUACAGGAGAGAUGGAGGCGAAAUGUGUGAUACUUUUGUGGCUUUCUAUACUCAUCUUGGUUCCUUUUGAUAUCUCCUCUGUUGAUACUAGCAUUGCAAACUCUAAAACUCUUGAUGAACUUGAGCCUGCUCCCCUUGUACUGAGGAUAUUAGCAUUCUCUAAGGAUUACCUUUCAAAUGCUGGCCCCAUGCGCACUAUAGCUGGACUGCUGCUCUCUAGGCUUCUAACUCGACCAGAUAUGCCAAAGGCCUUUACCAGUUUUGUUGAAUGGACACAUGAAGUUCUGUCUUCUAACACAGAUGAUGUCAUGGAUCUCUUCCGAUUACUUGGCGUUGUGGAAGCACUGGCUGCUAUUUUCAAGGCUGGUAGUCGAAAAGUGUUACAUGAUGUGAUUCCUAUUGUUUGGAAUGACAUCUCAAUACUGAUGAAGUCUAGUACUGCAGCUCGGAGUCCUUUACUCCGCAAGUAUCUAGUGAAGUUGACUCAGAGGAUUGGGCUUACUUGCCUCCCUUACCGUUCACCUUCCUGGCGCUAUGUGGGUAAAACCAGCUCACUUGGGGAAAAUAUUUCUGUGAAUGCGUCUGGAAAAUGCAAUCAUGGUGCGGAUAUGGAUUCCCCAAGUCAAGGAGAAAAUUCAAGCUUCCUGCAAGAUGAAGAAGAUAUGGAUGUUCCAGAUAUUGUAGAAGAGAUUAUUGAGAUGCUACUUACAGGGUUGAAAGAUACGGAUACAGUAGUGCGUUGGUCUGCUGCAAAAGGUAUUGGUCGCAUAACUUCACGUCUGACAUCUGCCCUUUCAGAUGAGGUUUUGUCAUCUGUAUUGGAACUGUUUUCACCAGGCGAGGGAGAUGGUUCAUGGCAUGGGGGCUGCUUAGCUUUGGCUGAACUGGCACGUAGGGGAUUGCUCUUACCAAUCAGCUUUCCCAAAGUUGUACCGGUUGUUGUGAAGGCACUACAUUAUGAUAUUCGAAGAGGUCCACAUAGUGUUGGAUCCCAUGUGCGUGAUGCUGCUGCCUAUGUUUGUUGGGCAUUUGGCCGUGCGUAUUAUCACACAGACAUGAAAGAAAUACUAGGACAGCUUGCUCCACAUCUUUUAACAGUGGCCUGCUAUGACCGUGAGGUUAACUGUAGAAGAGCAGCUGCAGCUGCCUUCCAAGAGAAUGUUGGAAGACAAGGGAACUACCCACAUGGAAUUGACAUAGUGAAUGCCGCUGACUAUUUUUCACUUUCCUCGCGAGUGAAAUCUUAUCUACAUGUUGCUGUAGGCAUUGCUCAGUAUGAAGGGUAUCUGUAUCCAUUUGUGGAGGAACUGCUGUAUAACAAGAUCUGCCACUGGGACAAAGGCUUGAGAGAACUUGCUGCAGAGGCCCUUUCUGCUCUUGUAAAGUAUGAUCCAGAAUAUUUUGCAAAUUUUGUUGUGGAAAAAUUAAUUCCAUGUACCCUCUCAUCUGAUUUAUGCAUGCGUCAUGGGGCAACCUUAGCAGCUGGAGAACUUGUAUUGGCUCUACAUCAAUGUGGUUUUGCUCUUUCAACUGAUAAGCAGAAAAGGUUUGUUGGUAUAGUUACUGCUAUUGAGAAAGCACGCCUUUAUCGUGGGAAGGGUGGAGAGAUAAUGCGCGCUGCUGUUUCCCGGUUUAUAGAAUGUAUAUCUUUAGCUUGUUUAUUUGUACCAGAGAAGACAAAACGAACUCUGCUUGAUACUCUCAACGAGAAUUUGAGGCAUCCUAAUUCCCAGAUACAGAAUGCUGCUGUUCAAGCCCUAAAAUAUUUUGUCCCAGCAUACCUUGUCAAAGGGGAUAAUGAGAAUCUUAAUAACAUGACAUCAAAAUACCUGGAACAGUUGACUGAUCCUAAUGCGGCUGCAAGAAGAGGAUCUGCAUUGGCCAUUGGUGUUUUGCCUUAUGAGAUUUUGGCUAAAAGAUGGAGAGUUAUACUACUGAAGCUUUGUAACUCUUGUGCUAUAGAGGAUAAACCUGAAGAUAGGGAUGCUGAAGCACGGGUAAAUGCUGUCAAAGGACUCAUAUCUGUUUGUGAAACAUUAACUCAGGUCAGAGAACAUCCUGAUAUCCAUUCUGGGGAGGAUGACUUGUCUUUGUUUCUUCUGAUCAAGAAUGAAGUGAUGAUGAGUUUAUUCAAAGCUCUCGAUGACUAUUCUGUGGAUAAUAGAGGUGAUGUGGGUUCUUGGGUUCGUGAGGCUGCUAUGGAUGGUCUUGAGAAAUGUACAUAUAUCCUUUGUAAGAGAGACUCCAUGGGGUUCCAGGGAAAGUCACAAGAAAAUGAUUCUGUUUCGAAGAUGCCUAAUAGUAACAUUGUUGAGAAUAACCAGUCCCACUUACUUGUUGAUGCAAAUCUUGCUACCAGUUUAGUUGGAGGCAUUGUUAAGCAAGCUGUAGAGAAGAUGGAUAAAUUAAGGGAAGCAGCUGCAAAAGUUCUCCAGAGGAUUUUGCACAAUAAAAUGUUUUUUAUCCCAUUCAUACCUUACAGGGAAAAGCUAGAGGAAAUUGUUCCUAACGAAGUAGAUUUAAAGUGGGGGGUACCCACUUUUUCGUACCCACGAUUCAUACAGUUACUUCAAUUUAGUUGUUAUAGUAGAUCUGUGCUAUCUGGCUUAGUUAUUUCUAUUGGUGGGUUGCAAGAUUCCUUGAGGAAGGCUUCAAUAACUGCAUUGUUGGAGUAUCUUCAAUCCCCUGAGACUGAACAUACUGAAGGAAGCUCAAGAGAGUAUAAGCUAUGUACUGACAUUCUUUGGGUUCUCCAACAGUACAAGAGAUGUGACAGAGUCAUUGUACCCACUUUGAAGACCAUUGAGAUUCUUUUCAGCAAAAAGAUAUUAUUGAACAUGGAGGGCGAUACUCCAAUCUUCUGUGCUGGUGUUUUGGAUUCUCUGGCAGUGGAAUUGAAGGCGACAAAGGAUUUCUCCAAGUUAUAUGCUGGCAUUGCAAUACUUGGGUAUAUUGCUUCCGUUCCAGAAUCCGUCAACACCCGAGCCUUUUCUCAUCUUCUCACUUUCCUGGGCCAUAGAUAUCCCAAGAUCCGGAAGGCUUCUGCUGAACAAGUUUACCUUGUCCUCCUGCAAAAUGGAGAGCUUGUGACAGAGGAUAAGAUGGAGAAAGCACUUGAAAUUAUUUCCGAAACUUGCUGGGAAGGUGAUAUAGAAGAAGCAAAACAGCGACGAUUAGAGUUGCAUGAUAUGGCUGGUCUAGAAACAGGGCUACUUCCCAAAAUUGGGAAUGGAGCAUCAAACAGGGAUGGUGAGAAGAGGCCAACAGCCAGUGAUGAGAAUGCAUCAUACUCUUCCUUAGUUGGGUCAACUGGGUUCUGAUUGACUUUAAUUAAACCAUCCUUCAUGUUUGUUGUACAUUUUCGUCACUUCUCUUCACCUUAGACAUCUACCUCUCUAGCUUUUCCUGGAUGUCGCACAAUUUGCGUGACAUAAGUCUUGUUUGGAUAGACUUAUUGGAAGCGCAAGGCAUUUUUUUUUUUUUGAGUUAUACAAAAUAUUUUUAUGUGCCCGUUUUA
Vitis riparia (riverbank grape) is the source of this 4121-nucleotide messenger RNA. Its product is annotated as tubulin-folding cofactor D. NCBI's taxonomy places the organism in Eukaryota, Viridiplantae, Streptophyta, Magnoliopsida, Vitales, Vitaceae. Gene Ontology annotation, biological process: tubulin complex assembly; microtubule cytoskeleton organization; post-chaperonin tubulin folding pathway. The record is from RefSeq and is a predicted model, not a curated record. Bases 115 to 3924 code for a protein of 1269 amino acids. Gene Ontology annotation, molecular function: beta-tubulin binding; GTPase activator activity. The transcript has 17 exons.